AUGAAGUCCAGAUCAUAUCCUGAGAGCAUUGCGAGGCCACCAAGUACUGGUCCGCCACAGGCGCAAUUGCAGGCCUGCAAUUAUUGCCGCACCAAAAAAGUGAGAUGUGAAGGUGGCCGACCCUGUACACAAUGCCUCACUCACUACGAAGAGUGCGUCUUUGCCACGUCGCGUCGCGCCCGCCGGAAACGAGAGCGCAACACUGGCAGCACCACAGCGCAACGCCUUCUUAGACUCGAAUCGUUGCUCUCCGGUGGUCCUGAUCCUGUUCAUGAUGCCGCGCAGAGUAUACGGGGCCACUCGUCAUUUUCAACCAACCCGGCACACGAAAGCGCCUCAAACCAUUCCCCUUGCAUGGACGUCGCCUCGACGCCCGCCAGUAUAUCUCAUCGAUCAGCUUCUUUGUCGAUGAUGCCAGACAACCACCAGCACUUGUAUGGAAUUGGAUUAAGCGAUCAGAACUCUCACCCCAUGCCGAUUGAACAUCUGGGAGAAAAGCAGGCUUUGAACGCCGAAGCCAGUCCUCUUCAGUCGAAACUACCACAGGAUGUCCCGGUAGGUUUUCCUGGGGCACUCCCGACCCCAGCAAAGUCGUCGCUGGAGCCGCCGUACGUUGAUAUCCCGAGAGAUCAUUCACGAGAACUUCCGAUAUCAGAUGAGGUGAAUACAGAAGAGGAUUCUAGCCUUCCUUCGCAUGAGAGUUCAAAUUGGGAGUAUAACGGACCGAGGUCAAUGAUGUCCAUCUGCUCACCGCCCGCGAUCGCGUGGGUGACGAGUCGGGUACAAGCACCGGGGAUCCGAGAUUCUAUUCGCAGUUUCACCCGAAAGAUAACGAUGCGGAUGAAGCUCCAAUCGCACGAGUCUAUGACUUUGUGGCAACGUUCACCGGAACCUUCUAUGGACCUUGCCCGUUGCUAUACUGAAGCAUUCUUUCAACAUUCAGUCGAAGCAUUGAUUGGCAUUUUCGAUCGUUCAUGGUUCGAAGGGAAGCUGCAGCAUCACUUCGCGCACCCUCCAGCCGACAAUGAUUCGUCGUGGUAUGCUUUACGGAAUACAGUCUAUGCUUUCGGUUGCCGGAUUCAUUUGAACAAAACGCGCUCGUACACUGAAGCUGUCGAGUCGUCCUUGGUGUUUUUCAAAAACGCCUUGUUGGUCGAGCUUGACCUGUUGCAUCAGCAUUCUUCUAAAAUGAGUGUGCAGGCCCUGACGUUGAUGGCAUAUUUCACAGAAGGAAUUGGCAGUCCUCAUCUGGAGUUCACCCUUUGCUCGAGUGCAAUAAGCUUGGCUGUUUCGAAAGGCCUUCAUCGGCAGCCUGCCGCUCACUGGGGUCUUUCCCAAAGGGAAAUCCGACAACAAAACGGGCUAUUCUGGAAUUUAUACUGUUUGGAUGCUCAGAUAUCUCUUCGCUCCGGGCGACCGCCGUCCAUUGAUGAUAAUGACAUCAGCUGCCGUGCACUUCAGCAUGAUGGAGACAGCGAUGUUAUUUUUUCCUCUAUCUGCAUCAGACUCGCUCAGAUAUCCCGCCGGGUCUACAGGCGACUUUCUAGCGCCAGGGCUCUGCAACAAUCGACAAAAGAACUUGUUCGGGCGGUAAGCGAACUGGACAAUGAACUUGAUCAGUAUCAGAGGUCCAUCAGUUCGUUGGUGUCUUUGGAACAAGCUCUGGAUCCACUUGCCGUUUCGACAGUCUUACCAGUGAAUUUGGUGAUUUUGUUAAAGUAUCUAUACUACAGCAUUUUAUUCGCCAUCCAUACCCCUCUGGUGCUUCCUUGGCUCAACCAAAACAAGCUCGAUCGACCUGAAGAUUUCGAACAGCAGGUGGAGUAUUCAUGCCAGACAGUGGCAAAGGCGGCGAGAGCAGCAAUCCUAAACACCAGAUUCAUCCACCUGGAUGCUAGCACUCCAGUUUUACUGGCUAUCUUUGUUCCCAACAGCAGCAUACUUGCACUAUUUCUUCACAUUUUGAAAAACCCUUGUGCACCGUCAGUCCAAUCAGACAUAGUACUGAUGGACAUCGCAUCAGGUUUCCUCUCUCGGUUGUUGCUAGCCACUGACUGCACCCUCUCCCUGUCUUUCAUCACGGAGCUUCCACAACAUGCUCGUGCGGCUCAAAGGGCUGCCGAAGAAUCUGCUGUGGGGGGGACAAAUCACGACAUUGUCCACACUGCCAUGAGAGACACAGCAGACAACACUGAAGAGGGAUCCACGAAUCUUGGACUAAACCCAGGCCUCGAUAGUCGUCCAGAUGCCAACUUGGAGAACCUAGACUUUGAACUCGAUAUCGACGGCUGGAAUACACUACUACCAUUUAGUGAUAUGCAGGAGUAUUUCUGGCUAGAAUAG
This is a messenger RNA of Exophiala mesophila, 2343 nucleotides long. RefSeq lists its product as uncharacterized. Bases 1 to 2343 code for a protein of 780 amino acids. Gene Ontology annotation, molecular function: DNA binding; zinc ion binding; DNA-binding transcription factor activity, RNA polymerase II-specific. The record is from RefSeq and is a predicted model, not a curated record. The transcript is spliced from 9 exons. Gene Ontology annotation, biological process: DNA-templated transcription; regulation of DNA-templated transcription. NCBI's taxonomy places the organism in Eukaryota, Fungi, Ascomycota, Eurotiomycetes, Chaetothyriales, Herpotrichiellaceae.